CUUCCCUUGGGGCUUGGUCGCUCCUGCAAAGCUUCACUCCAAAAGUGCCCAUCAGCGACCAUCCGUUCGCUCCUGCACCUCCCUUAUCGCGGUGGAUUGGCCUCCUCUCCUCUAUCUUGUUGGCCGCCCAUCUCGACUCUCCAAACUCUCAGCUCCCUCCCUCGCACACGCCGUUCUCGAAUGGCGGCCACCUCCGGCCUCACGGCCACCGUCACCUCCCCUCCGGCCGCCCUUAGAGCCUCGCCUCCUCCCGUCCUCUUCCUCCGCCCCAUCUCUCGCUGCUCCAGGCUCCAUUCCCUCAAGGCCAAGGCAGCAGCAAAGGACCAGGACGAAAAGAAGCCCGAAGCUACCAAAAAGAAGGCGUACAGUCUUGUUUGCACUGCCUGCGAAGGGAACGGCGCAAUCGCAUGCACCCAAUGCAAGGGAGGUGGGGAGAAUUUGGAAGACCAUUUUGGUGGCCGAUUCAAAGCUGGAGGAUUAUGCUGGCUUUGCAGAGGAAAGCGUGAAAUUCUAUGUGGGAGCUGCAAUGGCGCUGGCUUCUUGGGUGGAUUUAUGAGCACUGCCGACGACACUUCCGAAUGAAAUGCUUAUGUUGUUAUUUUUUGCUUAUGUUGUAUUUGGCAAAUUUUGGGAGAUCUGUAACAUUUUUACUUGUAUCCCCCCCCCCCCCAAGGAAUGUGUCCCUUAGAAGUGGGACAUUUAUUGCAUUUAAUAAUUGUAUAAUUUUUUUAUUUGUGACAAAGUAUGUCACUAAGGCUCCUCGCAGAAAAUAUUCAUAUAUGACGUCAAACCCACCUUGGAAACC
Molecule: messenger RNA, 805 nt
Organism: Triticum aestivum (bread wheat)
Lineage: Eukaryota; Viridiplantae; Streptophyta; Magnoliopsida; Poales; Poaceae
Product: protein BUNDLE SHEATH DEFECTIVE 2, chloroplastic
Exons: 4
Coding region: 181-582 (133 amino acids)
Cellular component (GO): chloroplast stroma; protein folding chaperone complex
Molecular function (GO): protein folding chaperone
Source: RefSeq, a predicted model, not a curated record